AUGUGGUAUUUAAUAUCAUUGUACGACAAUGAAGAGGAUAAAGAUGAAAAAAGCCCAGAUUUAAUUCCGAAGGAUUGGAUAAUAAAUAAAUUUAAUUGUUGGUAUCCACUGGAUUAUAAAAUAUCAACAAUUAAAAAAUAUGCAAAGACAAUGGAAAUCCCCGACUAUGAUAAAUGGAAAACUUGUAAGAUUGAUAUUAUAGAAGAAGAUAUAGACAAUUAUGAAUAUGGUUUAAAACUUAUGUACAAAUUAAACAAGAAUGCAAAUCUUCAUUCAGAAAUCGAAGAAAGAGGUCGUGGACAAAGGUUAAAAAUUAAACUAAAAAGAUCAUUAGAACAACAUUACUCUUCAAAUUCUGAUGAGGAUGAUAUACUUUUGAAUGAUAAACCAGCAGCAUAUCCUACAUUUCCUAAAAAAAAAAAAAAUCUGUCACAAUCAUUUAAUGAAAACAACAAUUGUUUUAACAAUACUUCUCCACCAAGUAAUGAUGGGUUUGACACAUGUUUUGCCAAUACAUCAUCAUCAACUACUCCUUCAUGCAGCAGUACUCCUUUAACAAGUGAAGUGUCAAAAAAUUUGAAAAAAUGUAAACUGGCCAAAAAAGUAUUGCAUUCCUGUACUUUUGACUUCAAAGAUAAUACUUUAUUAGAAGCUAUUAGUCAUCAACUUUGUAAGCUAUCAGCUGAUAUAAUGAAAGUAAAGUCAAGUAUAAAUUAUGUGAAACAAGAUGUUUCAUCCUUUAUUGAAGAUCAACCGGUGCCUAAUCGUCAGCCAAAUACAAAUAUAAAUUCUGAAGAAAAUCAUUUAUCGUGUUUCCCAUUAAAAAGUGAGAGUGAACUAUUAGCAAUGGAAACAUCAUUACAAAAAGAAGAAUUAAACUACACAAACAAAUUGGUGUCUACAUUAAUUUUUGCCUCUGAGGGAAAAAAUAUUUCCAAAGUUACUUAUAGUAUCUUGAAAAUAAUGUUUUCUGAUGAGCUCCUUAAAUAUUACAGUUGGAAAGGGCAAAAACAAAAAAAACCCUUUUCAGACUUUAUUGAAUUGUUAUUAUUUAAAGGUGCUGUUAGACAAAAAUUUCCAGGCCAAAAUGAUUGUAGAAAUGAAAUCAUCAAUAGUAUUAUGUCAUGGUUAGCACAGGCGCCGACAAGGAUUGCAAACAAAGAAAAACAACAAAAAAGAAAAGAACCUUCAGAUUAUCAUCAACAGCCCAACCCUGAUGAAGACAAUAUUGCAGAUGUUUGA
Myzus persicae (green peach aphid) is the source of this 1242-nucleotide messenger RNA. RefSeq lists its product as uncharacterized. The coding region runs from base 1 to 1242 and encodes 413 amino acids. Lineage: Eukaryota; Metazoa; Arthropoda; Insecta; Hemiptera; Aphididae. The transcript is spliced from 7 exons. The record is from RefSeq and is a predicted model, not a curated record.